Messenger RNA from Closterium sp. NIES-65, 388 nucleotides. The record is from the annotation of a GenBank genome assembly. Lineage: Eukaryota; Viridiplantae; Streptophyta; Zygnematophyceae; Desmidiales; Closteriaceae.
UAUGCGCAGGUUCGGAGGCGGUACGCCUCGUACCCAGUUCCCACUCCACCGUUGCCCGCAACGCCACCAGUGGCAGCAACACCGCCAACACUGGCAGCAGCACUGGUUACGCUGACAGCGCCACCAGCACUGGCGCCAUCGCCGGAGGGAUUAAUAGCAGCAAGCCCACCAGGACCAGACCCAAGGGAAUGGUAUAUGUUGUCCCUUUUGCCUUUUUUACUCGACAAAUUGUGCCAAAGAAGGUGCAGCCAUUCGAUACCAUUGUGUUUUUGAACGCCGGAUUUGCCACCAGAAAGAAGCUUUAUCAAUAUCCUUCAAAGUUCGCCUUUGAAGUCUGUGAACCCGGAAAGAGGUUAUACAAAUUCACUUACUUGGGCCAGGGAUUCCG